CGCUUUCAAUAAACUUCCCAAGAAUCUCCAGUCCCUCAUCUUCCAACAUAUUAUCACGGCCUUUCAUCUUCUUCCGGAGAAUCACGAAUCUUCAUGAUGGUAUGAUAUUGUCCAUCUUGAGCAUUAGCUCUCGUGACUUUGCUUUGUGCUUCCUCAAAAGGCUCGUACUAGUGAGGAUGUAUUCCUUAGUUAUAAACCCAUGAUCAUUCUCUAAAUUAUCCCAGAACGUGGGACUCCCUCCCAACAAUUCUCAACAUUUGUAUCUUCUAUGAAUUUCUUACUCUUUCCGCUCUCUCAUUUGUUUACGUUCCUCAAUGCUUAUUAGAAAAUGGGAAGUUGAAUAUGAAAUCAAUACGAAAUUUUCUGAUUAAGGUGUGGUUGAUUUAACAAAAGAAUGCAGACGAGCUCUGCUGUUUCAGCUGCACAUCUUCUUGCUCAGGGUGUUGAAGCUUCUUUGCCUAAGCAAAAGAGAAAUUCAGCAAUUGUAGAAUUUAAGAAAGCAAUGGUUGCUCAUAAGAGACGUAGUAAAGCACGUCAGGAAGUAAAAGGUUCAUCUCAACUCCCUCAAGACGUUCUCCUCCACAUCUUCCGCUUUCUAGAUAUUGAAUCUUUAGUUUCAGCUGGGCUAGUCUGUCGGUCAUGGAGUGCAGCCGCAGAUGAUGAAUAUCUGUGGCAGUUUCAGUAUACAACAUUUUUUGGUUGUUCUGAUGAACCCAUUAAUGAUGAAGACAGUGUGGAUGGCUUAGCUAGCACACCUCACGUUGAUUGGAAAGAGGCGUUCAAGAGAGCAUAUGUAGGUAAUUCUCUGUGGAGAAACAGAUAUGGAAGGGGAUACUGCAAACACUGUGACACAAUAGUUUCCUUUAGUACCUUGAGAUGUCCCAAUGAUCAUGGUAGAAAUAAAAACAGACAAAUCAAGCCUCUGUCAAUCAACCAGGUUGUUGAAUAUGUGUUAAAUGGAAUUUCAGAAUUGAUUUAUUCUUCAGAUAGCGAUACUGAUUCAGAUGAAGUUGUGAUUUCUGAGUUUUGGGCUCUUCCAAAGUAUUUGGGCAGAAGACGCCCCAACUGAGUGGUGCCAACGGGCACUAAAGGAGCCGGAGCCGAUUGAAAGUGUUCAAACAUGUAAAGUUGGAGAUUUGAUUUUUUUUUUUUAAGAAUAUAAUGUGAACAUACUUAAGUUGGCGAGAGAUUUGGUGUUGUAAUAGACAGUAAAGAAGUCGACUCGUCUAGCCUUUUUAUCUCGAUGAUAUUACUAAAGGGAAAGUUCGUAUCGAUUACAAAAUAACUCCAAUUGGUGUAGAUGGCAGCUUAGAUUGUAAAUAAUAUAGCAAUAGCAGAUGAGCCUUUUUUUUUUU
Cucurbita maxima (winter squash) is the source of this 1355-nucleotide messenger RNA. Its product is annotated as F-box protein At5g52880. The transcript is spliced from 6 exons. The record is from RefSeq and is a predicted model, not a curated record. Gene Ontology annotation, molecular function: protein binding. Lineage: Eukaryota; Viridiplantae; Streptophyta; Magnoliopsida; Cucurbitales; Cucurbitaceae. Bases 395 to 1069 code for a protein of 224 amino acids.